GGCCGAUAGAGCCGUCUCACGUAAACGUCCGACCUAUAUAAACUCCUUCCUGGCUGCGUUUGUCUUUUUAUCCUCUUCAUCUACACUCGCGGCUACAUCUCUGAUACCGGCCUCUUUCUCUUCUGUGGUUUGGCUUGGCUCCACUUCCACCAAGAGCUUCUAUCAACCAACGAAGACAUCACUAUGGAGUCUGUGAAUACUUCUAACCUCGGCGAGGGCCUUUCCGGCGCCGACCUUCUUCGGCCCCCUCAGUUCGCUAUCCUGGAUUACCUAAUACCCGGAUUCUCCGUUUUUUCCUCCGCCAUCCACGCGUACAUGGGCAUCGACCUCAACCUCUACAUCCCGCUUCUCCUCAUCGUCUCCGGCCUCACCUUUGCCUGGACCUACCUCAGCGAAUAUGUCUGGAGCAUGAUUGAGAAAUACGGCAUGUCCGUCGUACGCAUUCGCACCGAUGACGAAAUUUACAAUAUAAUAAUGUCGUGGACGGCUGCUCAACGCUUCGCCAAGUCGUCCCGGCGCUUCAUCGUCAACACCAACAUCAACUCCCGCAGCUGGUUCCUCUGGCGGUUUAACGAAGACGAGGAAGAGGAAGAUGGCGAGGGAGACGGUUCUAACGGCACUGCUCCUCGCAAGAAGCCUCUUCAGUACACACCCUCAUUCGGCACCCACUUCUUCUGGUACCAGGGCCACCUUUUGCUGUUUGAGCGUCACGAGAACCGCGAGCAGUCGGGCUUCCUGGUUGUUAGUGAGCGCGAGGAGAUUACCAUUUCCUGCUUCGGCCGCAACCCUCGCGUCCUCAAGGAGCUGUUGCUCGAGGCCCGCAUGGAGUACAUGAAGAAGGACGAGUGCAAGACUCUCAUCUACCGCGGCGCCGCUGGCACCUCUGGAGGUGACCCCAGCUGGCAACGCUGCAUGACCCGUGCCAGCCGUCCCGUUUCCACCGUCAUUCUCAACGAGAAGGUCAAGGAGGACCUGAUUGCCGAUGUGACUGAUUACCUCAACCCCGCCACUCGCCGAUGGUACUCCAACCGCGGUAUUCCAUACCGCCGUGGUUACCUUCUCUAUGGCCCUCCCGGAACCGGAAAGAGUUCGCUCAGUCUUGCGCUGGCUGGCUUCUUCCGCAUGAGAAUCUACAUGGUUAGCUUGAGCUCCAUCAUGGCCAACGAGGAGAACCUGUCCUCGCUCUUUGCCGAACUUCCACGUCGCUGCGUGGUCCUCCUCGAGGAUAUCGAUAGCGCUGGUCUUACACACACUCGUGAGGAUGGAAAGAGUGAUGAUGGCACUACUGACCAGACACCUGUUGCUACGGUCCCGUCUGGUCCCGGAAAGCUUGCCACCAUCACAGGCGCCCCCGCUCUGCCUGGUCGACUCUCACUCUCUGGACUGCUCAACAUUCUCGACGGUGUUGCCUCUCAAGAGGGUCGUGUUCUCAUCAUGACUACCAACCACCUCGAGAAGCUGGACAAAGCUCUCAUCCGACCUGGCCGUGUUGAUAUGAUUGUCAAGUUCGGCCUUGCCGACGCUGACAUGACCUCUUCCAUCUUCCGCGCCAUCUACGCUCCUUAUGAUGGAGAAGAUGUGCGUGGAUCUGGUGACCCUGCGCCUAAGCAGUCGGAGCUUCUCGAUGCGGACGAGACCAAGAAGCUGGCCGAAGAGGCUUCCAAGAUCCGCGCCGAGACCCUCGAGCGUGUCAGCGGCCUCGCCGCCGACUUCGCCGCCAAGAUCCCUGAGCACGAGUUCAGCCCUGCCGAGAUUCAGGGUCUGCUCCUCAAGCACAAGCGCAGCCCUGAAAAGGCGCUCGAGAGCGUCGAUGAGUGGAUCGUGGAGACGCGCAAGGAGAAGAAGAAGAAGGAGCUUGACGAUGCCGAGACUCGCCGCAAGGAAGAGGAGCAGCGCAAGAAGGAGGAGGACGAGAAGAAGAAGGAAGAGGAGAAGACCAAGAAGGAGGAGGCUAAGAAGAAGCGCAAGGAGGAGAAGGCCAAGGCCAAGAAGAAGGCGGCCAAGUUGGCCAAGCUGGCCAAGCGCAAGGCCGCGGGCGAGGAGGUUGGCUCUGAUUGUUCAUCGGAUUCUGAUUCCGACUCUGAGUCUGAAGUCGAGGACAAGACGAAGAAGGACGAGGUAGAGGGUGCUGAGAAGACUGACAAGACUGAGAAAAAGGAGAAUAGCAAGGCCGUAGACAACAAGGCCGAGGCGAAGGAAGUCGAGAGCAAGGACGGGCUGGUCGCGGAGAAGCAGUCCAAGGGCUCUUCCGAUUCUGGAUACGAUACCCCCGAAACCAUCUCAGCAUAAGAGAACGAGUAAUGACAUCACAUAACGAGCAUAAAAAUACAUUGGAUCCGAUAUAUUGGAUGGAAUUGCACCGCAUACUACCACAGACCCAAAUAUCACAUGACUGCAUCAGAGGAAAGCAACCAGAAUGGGCUAGUAAGGAUGACGUGGGAGGGCGAGGAAUGGAUGGUUCUAUGGAGAAUUGUUUACGUACCGAGCUCGGCAAGCAGCGCCGUCGUGGGGGCAUCUGCUGCAGAGAUUUCUGCAUCAUGUACUGUACCUUUUGAGAUGUUCCAAGUUGAUAUAUGUCUCAACUAGAGAAAAAUUGAACCUCCU
Messenger RNA from Ilyonectria robusta, 2604 nucleotides. Its product is annotated as BCS1 N terminal-domain-containing protein. Gene Ontology annotation, cellular component: mitochondrial inner membrane. Lineage: Eukaryota; Fungi; Ascomycota; Sordariomycetes; Hypocreales; Nectriaceae. The transcript has a single exon. Gene Ontology annotation, biological process: mitochondrial respiratory chain complex III assembly; protein insertion into mitochondrial inner membrane from matrix. The record is from RefSeq and is a predicted model, not a curated record. Bases 184 to 2289 code for a protein of 701 amino acids. Gene Ontology annotation, molecular function: ATP hydrolysis activity; ATP binding.